Molecule: messenger RNA, 1441 nt
Organism: Rubroshorea leprosula
Lineage: Eukaryota; Viridiplantae; Streptophyta; Magnoliopsida; Malvales; Dipterocarpaceae
Source: the annotation of a GenBank genome assembly
GGUUUGGGUGAUCACAUCCAGUUGCUGCAGAUCUAUGAAUGCUGGGAUCAAAAUGACUAUGACAUUGGCUGGUGUAAAGAUAAUGACUUGCAGGUGCGGGGAAUGGUGUUUGUCAAAGAUGUUCGAAAGCAGUUAUCUCAGAUAAUGCAGAAGAUGGCGAAGGGAUCAUUGGAUGUGCAAGCAAAUGGAAGACGGAAUGAAAGCCAACAGGACUAUAGAAAAUUAAGAAAGGCUUUGUGCAUAGGCUAUGCAGGUCAGCUUGCUGAGAGGAUGAUUCAUCAUAAUGGCUAUCGAACAAUAGGUUUCAAGUCUCAACUAGUUCAGGUCCAUCCAUCCUCUGUGUUAAGGCCAGAUGAAGAGGGACUGCUCCCAAACUAUGUUGUUUACCAUGAACUUAUUGCUACCUCCCGUCCAUACAUGCGCAAUGUGUGUGCUGUAGAGAUGCGAUGGGUGGUACCAAUUUUGAAGAAGCUUGAGAACAUAAAUGUGAACAAACUAAGCAGUGGAUCGAGUGCAGUAGACAGAACUGAGAAAAAUUCGUCAGACUUGCCAAAGAAGGAUAUUGCUGCUGUCCCUGAUGACCGUGACAGUAAAAUUCAGGCAGCUAGGGAACGUUUCCUUGCUCGUAAAGCAAAGAAAUAAGACUUGGAUACCUCCCUUAUUAUAAACAUUCGGAGGAAUGGUGGUGUAGCAGUUUGCUGGGUUUGCUUUGUAUAAAUGGGGCCCCCUACAGUUCAGAAUAGUGCUGGUGAGACUGAUGUUUGUAUACUACCUGUCUUUCGACUACCUUGUAUUUCUUCCUUAGCCUUUUUUCCAAGUCGUAUAAUGUCAUCUGAUUUGAGACUUCUGACCAAAGGACCAAGGUAAAUGAGAAUGCAGCGCUCAAUAUGCAGACCUGCAUUUGAUUACUUCCAGACGCAGUAAAUUUAGUCUUUCUCCUCGGAGCACAUACUGAUGGUGGUGGAAUGACGUCUAUCGUCAAUGGUAAAAAUGAUUUCCAAUAGUGAGAUACCUUUUAACUGAAGAAAAUUUUCUUUUCCAUACACAAAGAAAUGCUGAGACAUUACAAAUUAACAUCAUGUUUGUAUCAUUAUCAGGACCAUGAUGAAUCCUAUUUGUGAAAUAUACUGGUUUUUUACAAUAUGCUUAUCCAUACUGAGUAGGUCAAUUAGUUUCAUAUAAGAUGAGGCAAUGUGAGUGUUUCCCCACCCAAGCCUUCAACAGUGGAUAGGAUUUGUGGUAAAUUUGUUUCAGCCUUCCAGGAUUCCGAAUUACAAGAAGUCAAGAAUUGGAGGUAGAUCACGCAGUCCAAGGCCAUUUAUAUUUUAUAAAAAAAAAGAAGCUACAAUAAUUUUUUUUAAUAGCGGUUUAUACAAUAUGAUUCGACUCUUUGUGAUGUGUCAAUUUGAUUUGGUUGUCAUGCGGGGUCAUUUGUUUUAAU